Molecule: messenger RNA, 301 nt
Organism: Oncorhynchus gorbuscha (pink salmon)
Lineage: Eukaryota; Metazoa; Chordata; Actinopteri; Salmoniformes; Salmonidae
Product: extracellular matrix organizing protein FRAS1-like
Exons: 2
Source: RefSeq, a predicted model, not a curated record
CGGCACCAUGGAGCGGACCAACAACGGACAGCACUACCGUCAGACCAACAGCUUCACCAUGGACGACGUCUACCAGAACAGAAUCAGCUACAAUCACGAUGGAUCCAACUCACUGAAGGACAGAUUCACCUUCACUGUAGCUGACGGGACUAACGUCUUCUUUAUGGUGGAGGAGGCAGGCAAAGAGGUGUUGACUGCUGCACCCCAGAUGUUUAAGAUCGACAUUCUACCUGUUGAUGAUGGAACACCUCGUAUCGUCAUAAACCUGGGUCUGCAGUGGCUGGAGUACACAGACAACAAG